AUGCCUCUGCAAAAGUCGUAUUCUGAUCAAGUCGGCCGGAUUAAGCGCUCGCCAUGGCAACGAUCGAGAAGCAACCCUGUUCAGACACCAAAACCACGAGCACCAGUAUCCGAGGUUACCAAGAACAAGCUCAACAAGUUUCAAUAUCAUCCGAAACCCGAAGACGAGGAAACCAAGGAAUCUGCACCCCAAGUGCAAGAAACGCCCGCUACUCACCUGACCUGGAGAGAUCUGCUUGGACCUACAGGUACCGAAGAUGAGAACACUUCGCCAAACGACCGACUGCUCUGGGAUAGCAGGCCUGACAGUCUCUACCUUUCCGCCUUGUCUCCCAUGAUGUCGAGGAAGGGACGAAAACGUGCUAGAAGUUCAUCUCCAGUCUCGUCACCUGCCCCUGAAAAGACCCCUUCCGUCAACGUCAAGAAAUUGGCACAAGCCUUGAAGUCACCACACGCAGAUCCGACGCUGGAGCUUUGGGAUCGAUACUCUUUAAACUCGGAAAACGCUCCUGGACUCACCAAUCCCACAUUAGCACAGCUGAUGGUGUCUUCAUCACCAAGACCAAAACCGAACGAAGCCAACCUACGACGAGCAAUAAGUUGUGGCCUGAACUGGCCAAAAAGGAGAAGAGUCGAGAGAUCGACAUCAGGAAGUCUCAACAGUGAGAAGGAGAUGGAGGCCAAGUCUUCUCUGGUGACUGCUCUGCUCGAUACGGUGACUAGUAGCAUCAACGGGAACGAUCAGUCUCCUUCUCCAAAAAAGAGGCGGAUAUGUGCCACUAGUACUGGCUCUCCGCGACCCAAAGCACCGGCUUCUGAUUACGGCGAUGAUGAUUUUGACGACUUUGACGACGAUACCAUAAUGCAGCUCGAAGCAAGCAUCAACGCGACCCAGCUGGAUCACCAGGAAGAGCCUGAGCUUCCACCCCAACCAUUGGAGACAGUGAAACAGGACGAACCAGAGGACGAAAUGGCAGAUGAACCAGAGAAUACACCGGCGGACAAGCUUGACGAGUUUGACGACUUGGACGAUGACAUCUUUGACGACGCCGAAGACCUCCUCACGUCAGUGGAACAGGCCCAAACUGCUACCCCCGUGGAACACCAAAAUGCUACCCCCGUGGACCCCGACCCAGAUGACGAGUUUGGUGACCCCUUUGGUGGUGACUUUGACUUUGAGGCCGUGGAACUCGCAGCAACCCAAGCAGUUAACUGCCCGGACCGAUAUCUGGUGAUGAAUGUGUUGGAAGGAGAAUACACGGAAGGGCAUGCCCGACCGGAAAAGCUUAUAUCGGCAACCGUGGUGGCUGACUCUUUUGGUUGCAUGCGUCGUGCUGUGCUUCAAGACCGAGUCAAAGCCACAAGUCCCCCAACGCCGCCUCUUAUCUAUGGAACCAUGCUUCACGAGAUAUUUCAAGAAGCACUCCUCGCCAACAAGUGGGAUCUUCCAUUCUUGUGCUCGGUUAUUGAUCGGAUUACGGACAAGCAUGUCGAGGAUCUCUACACCAUCAAAGUCGGUCUGGUAUCGGCCAGAGAGCAUCUCCAGUCAAAGAUGAACGAGCUGAGUUACUGGGCUGGCGCUUUUGUAUCCUCUCAGCCAACAGAGGAUGCUGUCAUUGAGGAUCGAAACGGAAAAAAGGCCAACAUGGCCGUCACCAAGUUGCUAGACGUCGAAGAGCACGUCUGGUCACCAAUGUACGGGCUCAAAGGCAACAUUGAUGCGACAGUCGAAGUUGCAAUGCAAGACGGUAAGGAUUUCAAGACUCUGACCGUCCCAUUUGAGGUCAAGACUGGCAAACACGCAAACAGCAACCACAUGGCACAAACUGCCCUUUAUACACUUUUACUAUCAGACCGGUACGACAUUGAGAUUGCCUAUGGUAUUCUUUACUACAUGGAAACCUCGAAAACGAUGCGCAUCCCUGCUAUCCGACAUGAACUUCGACACAUGAUUAUGCAACGCAACCAGCUAGCAUGCUACGUCCGAGAGAGAAGCGUUCAAUUACCCCCGAUGCUCAGGAGCAAGCACAUGUGUGGAAAGUGCUAUGCCAAGACAUCAUGUUUCAUCUAUCACCGACUAGCAGACGAUGGCGAUGGGGAGUCCAGCGGGAUGAAUGAAAAGUUUGAUGAACUAGUCAAGCAUCUCACUCCGGACCACAAGGAAUUCUUUGUCAAGUGGGAGAAUCUUCUCACCAAAGAGGAAAAGGAGAGCCAGAAAACAAAACGAGAACUCUGGACAAUGACAAGCGCUGAGCGAGAAAAGAAGUCGCGGUGCUUUGGCGAUGUCAUUAUUGAAGAGGGCUCAGCGUCUGUUGAUACAGUCAACCCAAAGAUUAACCGCUUCCACUACACCUUUAUCAAGCAAAACCAUCCCGCAGAUUUCUCAUUUCUCGAAUCGGAGCUGUCAGUUGGAGAGCCAAUUGUGGUUUCUGACGAAGAGGGACACUUUGCGCUGGCCAUUGGCUACGUCACGGCAGUCAAGAGACGAAGGAUCAGUGUGGCGGUUGAUCGAAGACUACACAAUGCACGAAUUCGACAACCAGGUUUCGACGAGAACGAUAACCAGACCUUUGCUAGUAUCAUGGAGGUUGCCCACGAGGGUGCUACCCAGGAUGAGACCCAUGGCAAGAUCAAGGAGCCACCAAUCCGAUACCGACUGGACCAAGAUGAGUUUAGCAACGGAAUGGCGACUGUCCGGAACAACCUGGUUCAGAUGAUGGCCGACGAUGUCUUUGGGUCGAGACAGAUCCGACGGCUUAUUGUUGACCUCCAACCCCCACGAUUCAAGAGUGUCCCAACUCAGUAUACUAUAUCGGACCGAGACAGCCUCAACGUUGACCAACACCGGGCCAUCGAAAAGGUCAUGAGUGCUCAAGACUAUGCUCUCGUUCUGGGAAUGCCGGGAACUGGCAAGACGACAACCAUUGCCCACAUCAUCCGCGCUCUGACAUCUCAGGGGAAGAGUGUGCUCCUCACUUCGCACACUCACACAGCUGUCGACAACAUUCUCCUCAAGCUCAAAGGAGAAAAUAUACCUAUCCUCCGCCUUGGAGCCCCUGCCAAGGUCCAUCCCGAAGUCCAAGAGUUUGCCAUUCUCGCAGGGCAGCCUAUGAAGACGUUUGACGAAAUCAAGGAUGCCUGGCAUGGUGACCACAAUCAGCUUCCUCCAGUCGUGAGAAACGAGGAAGCACGCGAAGGAGGCCUCGACGUCAGUUUGUUCAAGCUUCUCUCAGACACCCAUCCGCAGUCGGUUGUCAACCUGGAACACCAGUACCGCAUGUGUGAGGAUAUCAUGACUCUCAGCAACACUCUCAUCUACAAUGGCAAGCUCCGAUGCGGCACGGAGAAGCUACGCAAAAGAAAGCUCAACAUUCCCCAUAUGGACGCUCUUAGGCAGAGACACUACGAUGCAUCGACCUUUCACGCCGCCACUCCUCGAUCGUUUUGCGCUGCACCAGGUCGAUGCUGGCUAUACGACCUCCUUGAGAGCGAAGCUCGCGUGCGUUUCAUCAAUACCGACACUAUUCUGCCCCAGGUCCGCGAGGAGGCUCAGGGCAAGCGUAUCGUCAACUCGGCUGAAGUCCGCAUCGUUUCUCAACUAGUCGACAGUCUUUUGACAGUAGGAGUUCCGGAGACCGAGAUCGGUGUCAUGACGCAUUACCGAGCGCAGCUAUUCCUACUCAAAGAAAAGCUCAAAGGGUAUGCCGGAGUCGAGAUGCACACGACAGACCGUUUCCAGGGACGAGACAAGGAGGUUAUCGUCUUGAGUCUGGUGCGAAGCAACGACGCCUGCAAUAUUGGCGACCUGUUGAAGGAUUGGAGGAGAAUCAACGUCGCCUUUACCCGCGCAAAAACGAAGCUCCUCGUGAUUGGAAGCAAGAUGACACUCAAAGGCAGCGGCAGCGAAAACAUGCUCAGCAGAUUCAUCUCGCUGAUGGAGGAUCGAAACUGGAUUUAUGACAUGCCCCCUGACGGACUCGAGAAUCACUAUUUUGAGGACAUGGGCACACAACUUACGACACACAGCCCGCAAAAGAAGACGCCCAGGAAGGGCAAGGAGAAUCGGAGGCCUUCACCCAGAAAGGCCAGGAUUAGCGACAAGGCGUUAUUAAAGGGGAAACUGAUUACGAGGGAUAUCUUGAAUGAAAUGACCAACGGCGCAUAUAGUUAG
Messenger RNA from Fusarium vanettenii 77-13-4, 4170 nucleotides. RefSeq lists its product as uncharacterized. The transcript is spliced from 5 exons. Lineage: Eukaryota; Fungi; Ascomycota; Sordariomycetes; Hypocreales; Nectriaceae. Gene Ontology annotation, biological process: replication fork reversal. The coding region runs from base 1 to 4170 and encodes 1389 amino acids. Gene Ontology annotation, cellular component: cytoplasm. The record is from RefSeq and is a predicted model, not a curated record. Gene Ontology annotation, molecular function: 5'-flap endonuclease activity; helicase activity.